This is a messenger RNA of Aspergillus calidoustus, 1365 nucleotides long. NCBI's taxonomy places the organism in Eukaryota, Fungi, Ascomycota, Eurotiomycetes, Eurotiales, Aspergillaceae. The record is from the annotation of a GenBank genome assembly.
AUGCUGCAGUCGACUUCAGCGCUUUUGCUUGCCGCGUCGCUUCUGGCAGCUCUGCCAGUCAACGCAGAUGGCCUCUAUACUAAUAAAUCCCCUGUCCUUCAAGUGGACCAGAAAGGAUACAACAAGCUGAUUGCUAACUCUAACUACUCAUCUAUUGUAGAGUUCUACGCCCCAUGGUGCGGACACUGCCAAAACCUCAAACCUGCCUACGAGAAAGCGGCGAAAAACCUCGACGGUCUCGCCAAGGUAGCCGCUGUGAACUGCGAUGACGAAGCGAACAAACCAUUCUGUGGACAAAUGGGAAUCCAGGGCUUUCCGACAUUGAAGAUCGUGACUCCGUCCAAGAAACCCGGCAAGCCCCGGGUUGAGGAUUAUCAGGGACCUAGAACCGCUAAGGGAAUCGUCGACGCAGUGGUUGACAAGAUUCCCAACCACGUGAAGAGAGCUACGGACAAGAACUUGGACGAGUGGCUUGCCGAAGAUGAGGGCUCACCCAAGGCCAUUCUCUUCACCGAGAAAGGGACGACAAGCGCUCUGAUCCGGUCUCUCGCGAUUGAGUUUCUGGGCAGUAUCAAGGUUGCACAAAUUCGAAACAAGGAAACGGACGCAGUGGAAAAGUUCGGUAUCACAGACUUCCCGAGCUUGGUCUUGCUUCCUGGAAAUGGUCAAGAUUCUAUAAUCUACCACGGAGAACUGAAAAAGGGCCCCAUGGUCGAGUUCCUCAGCCAGGCCGCGUCUCCUAACCCUGAUCCUGCACCCGCACCCACAAAAGCAAAGGAUAAGGCGUCCAAGCCAAGCGAGCGGCCGAAACCAAGCGAACCUAUAGCAUCCGAAGAAACCACUGAAGAAUCCAAGCCUUCAAUCCCAAUCAAGGUACCUACAUCUGCGCCUGCUAUCGACACUCUUGCUACCGCGGAAGCCCUGGAAGCCGCCUGUCUAGCACCAAAGUCUGGUACUUGCGUGCUUGCUUUCCUGCCACAGUCCGACGAGCCCGAUGUAGAACUCACUGGCCGCGCAAAGGACGCCCUCGAGAGCUUAGCUGAAGUUGCGCAUAAACACGCUCAAAGGAAGACCAAGCUCUUUCCUUUGUACAGCAUCCCCGCGGAUAACACCGCGUCGAAGGCCCUCAGAGCUGGACUUGGUUUGUCCGAAGUCGCGGAGACAGUUGAGAUCGUUGCUCUAAAUGCACGACGAAGAUGGUGGAGACAAUAUGACCCCUCUGAGAGUGCAGACUAUGGAGUUGUGCGGGUGGAAGCGUGGAUUGACGCCAUUCGAUUGGGCGAGGGGUCGAGGAACAAGCUGCCCGAGGGCGUCAUCGUCACCAAGGACGAGCCCGAGAAGAGGGUUGACCACGAUGAGCUGUAA